GUUUUUGUUGAGUGACGCGGCUCGGAUGUCGAACGAACGAUUUUCCAUGAAAAAUACGUAAAAGUGAUAGAAAAACGUUGAUAAAAACUGCUUUUUGGGCACUAAACUAUCAAAUAAGUGAACGCAUCCAAUAUGGAGCAGAUCCCACCCCCCAAGGAGGUGAAGAUCCUCGAAACAGCAGAGGAUAUUCAAGAGCGACGUGAACAGGUGUUAAACCGAUAUGAAGACUUCAAGCAAGAGGCUCGCGCUAAGCGCGAAAAGCUGGAAGAUUCCAGACGCUUCCAGUACUUCAAGCGUGACGCUGACGAGCUUGAGUCCUGGAUCCAGGAGAAGCUGCAGGCGGCUAGUGAUGAGAGCUACAAAGAUCCUACCAACUUGCAGGCCAAGAUCCAAAAGCACCAAGCCUUCGAAGCGGAAGUCGCAGCGCAUUCUAAUGCCAUCGUAGUCUUGGACAACACCGGCAGCGAGAUGAUAUCAGCUGGCCACUUCGCUUCGGAGACCAUCCGCAAGAGGCUGGAUGAACUGCACCGUCUGUGGGAGCUGCUGCUGUCCAGGCUGGCGGAGAAGGGCAUGAAGCUGCAGCAGGCGCUCGUGCUGGUGCAGUUCUUGAGGCACUGCGAUGAGGUCAUGUUCUGGAUACAUGAUAAGGAAACGUUCGUAUGCGCGGACGAGUUCGGCUCGGACCUGGAGCAUGUCGAAGUGCUGCAGCGCAAGUUCGACGAGUUCCAGAAGGACAUGGCGGCGCAGGAGUACCGCGUGACGGAGGUCAACCAGCUCGCCGAGAGGCUCGUGCUCGAGGGGCACCCGGAGAGGGAGACCAUUGUGAAGAGGAAGGAUGAGCUGAACGAAGCAUGGCAGCGUCUCCGCCAGAUGGCACUCAUGCGUCAAGAGCGACUCUUCGGUGCUCACGAGAUCCAGCGCUUCAACCGGGACGCUGAUGAGACGAUCGCAUGGAUCUCGGAGAAGGAUGUGGUGUUGGGAUCUGAUGAUUAUGGCAGGGACCUCGCUACUGUGCAGACUUUGCAGCGUAAACACGAAGGCGUGGAGCGUGACUUGGCUGCUCUAGAAGACAAAGUGGCCACCCUCGACGGAGAGGCGGCAAGAUUGGCCGGCAUUCAUGGGGACCAUGCUACCGCUAUUCACAGCAAACGGGAUGAAAUUACCAACGCCUGGCAGAGAUUGGUGGAGAAGGCUAAGGAACGUCGCCUAGCCCUCGAGUCCUCAUACGCACUACACCGCUUCCUAGCCGACUACCGCGACCUGGUGUCGUGGAUGAGUGACAUUCGCGCUCUGAUCGCAGCUGAUGAUCUGGCUAAGGACGUGCCUGGAGCGGAAGCGUUGUUGGAGAGACAUCAGGAGCAUAAGGGAGAGAUGGACGCGCGCGAGGACGUAAUGGCAGCAUGCAUAUCAAGCGGUGAAGCGCUUGUCGCCGGUGGACACCGCGGAGCCAGCGAAGUGCAGUCAGCGCUGGACGCGCUGCGCAAGGAGGCUGCAGCGCUGAACGCGCUGUGGGAACAGCGCAGGAUACUGUACUUGCAGUGUAUGGAUCUGCAGCUGUUCUAUAGGGAUACUGAACAGGCGGACGCGUGGAUGCAUAAACAGGAGGCAUUCCUUGCCAACGAAGACGUCGGUGACUCCCUCGACUCUGUGGAAGCUCUGCUCAAGAAGCAUGAAGACUUCGAAAAAUCUCUCGCAGCUCAAGAAGAGAAGAUCAAAGCAUUGGAUGAGUUCGCUACCAAGCUCAUUGAGGGACAGCAUUAUGCUGCCGACGAUGUGGCUCAGCGGAGAGAAAUGUUGUUGGAACGCCGUGCCGCUCUUCUAGAGAAAUCGAACCAACGCCGUGCGCUGUUGGAAGACGCUUACAAGUACCAGCAGUUUGAGAGGGACUGUGAUGAGACCAAGGGCUGGAUCAACGAGAAGCUCAAGUUCGCGACCGACGACUCGUACCUCGACCCAACCAACCUGAACGGCAAAGUGCAGAAACAUCAGAACUUUGAACAAGAACUACUGGCUAAUAAGCCGCGUGUGGACGAAAUAACUGUUACGGGACAUAAGCUGUUGGAGCAGGAGCAUUUUGCUAAACCACAAAUCUCAUCCCGCGUGGAAGAACUGGGCUCAUCCUGGGAGAAGCUGGUGCAAGCGUCCGACCUGAAGGGCUCCAAGCUGCAGGAAGCGGCCGCGCAGCAGCAGUACAACAGGGCUGCUGAAGAUAUCGAGCUGUGGCUCUCCGAGGUGGAGGGGCAGCUGCUCAGCGAGGACUAUGGCAAGGACCUAACCAGCGUGCAAAACCUACAAAAGAAGCAUGCCUUACUCGAAGCGGACGUGAGCUCGCACGCCGAGCGUGUGGAGGCGUUGCGCAGUCAAGCGGAGACGUUCAUUGAGAAGGGGCACUUCGACGCUAAGAACAUUCGGAACAAGAUUGAAGCGCUAGUAGCCCGCUACGCAGCUCUCGAGAAACCCAUGGCGGUGCGCAAGCGUCGUCUCCUGGACUCGCUUCAAGCGCAACAGCUGUUCCGUGAUCUGGACGAUGAAGCCGCUUGGAUCAGGGAGAAGGAACCGAUCAUUGCGUCUACUAAUAGAGGACGCGAUCUUAUCGGCGUUCAGAACCUUAUGAAGAAGCAUCAAGCCGUGAUGGGUGAGAUGGGCCAGCACGAAGCACGCGUGGAAGCUGUGCGAGCUGCUGGACAAGCGCUCAUUGAUGCACAGCACUUUGCAGCGGAAGACAUUAGUGCUAGAUUGCAGCAGCUGCAGAGGACCUGGUCGCAGCUGCACGAGAAAGCUCUCCAGCGUAAACAAGACCUCGAAGACUCUCUCCAAGCGCAGCAAUACUUUGCCGAUGCGAACGAAGCCGAAUCCUGGAUACGCGAAAAGGAGCCAAUGGCCAACACUCAAGACUACGGCAAGGAUGAGGACUCUUCUGAAGCGCUGCUGAAGAAACAUGAAGCACUACUGUCUGAUUUGGAAGCGUUUGGAAAUACCAUUAAAGCGCUUAGGGAGCAAGCUGAUUCUUGUAGGCAACAAGAAUCCCCCGUCGUCGACGUGUCGGGCAAGGAGUGUGUGGUAGCGCUGUACGACUAUGCCGAGAAGUCACCCAGAGAAGUGUCAAUGAAGCGCGGUGAUGUGCUCACACUGCUCAACUCUAAUAAUAAGGACUGGUGGAAGGUAGAAGUGAAUGAUCGCCAAGGCUUCGUGCCAGCGGCGUACGUGAAGAAGAUCGAAGCCGGUCUCUCCUCCAGCCAGCAGAACCUCGCCGACUCCAGCUCUAUUGCUGCCAGGCAGAACCAGAUCGAGGCUCAAUAUGACAACCUGUUGGGUCUGGCCCGCGAGCGCCAGAACAAACUCAACGAGACGGUCAAAGCGUACGUGUUGGUGCGUGAGGCUGCUGAACUGGCCACUUGGAUCAAGGAUAAGGAGAUGCACGCUCAAGUGCAGGACGUCGGCGAGGACCUGGAGCAGGUGGAGGUGAUGCAGAAGAAGUUCGACGACUUCCAGAACGACCUGCGCGCGAAUGAGGUGCGACUGGCCGAGAUGAAUGAGAUCGCCGUGCAACUCAUGACCGUCGGACAGACGGAGGCUGCGCUCAAGAUCAAGACUCAGAUGCAGGAGCUGAACUCGAAAUGGUCGUCCCUCCAACAACUGACCGCAGAACGUGCCGCCCAGCUGGGCUCUGCUCACGAAGUACAGCGUUUCCACAGAGACGUGGACGAGACGAAGGACUGGAUCGCGGAGAAGGAGCAGGCGCUGGCCACCACCGAGCUGGGACGGGACCUGCGCUCCGUGCAGACGCUGCAGCGCAAGCACGAAGGCCUAGAGCGCGAUCUAGCCGCCCUCGGUGACAAGAUCCGGCAACUGGACGACACGGCCAACCGGCUGAUGGCCACGCACGGCGACUGCGCGGACGCCACGUACAGCAAGCAGCGCGAGAUCAACGACGCGUGGCAGCAGCUGCAGGCCCGGGCCAACGCGCGCAAGGAGAAGCUGCUCGACUCGUACGAUCUGCAGAGAUUCCUCUCGGACUACCGCGACCUGAUGGCAUGGAUCAAUUCUAUGAUGGCGCUCGUGAGCUCAGACGAGCUGGCCAAUGACGUCACCGGUGCGGAGGCGCUGCUCGAGAGACACCAGACUCAGCGGCUGGAGAUAGACGCGCGUUACGGCGUUAUGCCGCAGGAGCACCGCACAGAGAUGGACGCGCGUGCGGGCACGUUCCAGGCGUUGGAACUGUUCGGCCAGCAGUUGCUGCAGGGUGGGCACUAUGCGUCUCUGGAUAUACAGGAGAAGCUCAGUGCUAUGGCUGAUGCUAGACAGGAGUUGGAGAAAGCGUGGGUGGCCCGUCGCAUGAAACUGGACCAGAACCUGGAACUCCAGCUGUUCUACCGCGACUGCGAACAGGCGGAGGGCUGGAUGGCGGCGCGCGAAGCGUUCCUCGCGCCGAGUGAGGCUGAUACUCCAGACGCACCUGAUAACGUGGAACAGCUUAUCAAGAAGCACGAGGACUUUGAUAAGGCGAUCAAUGCGCAUGAGGAGAAGAUAGCGCAGCUGCAAACGCUAGCGGAGCAGCUGGUCGCGUCGGAGCACUACGCGGCGGCCGACAUCGCGCGCAAGCGGCAGCAGGUGCUCGACCGCUGGCGGCACCUCAAGGAGGCGCUCAUCGAGAAGCGCUCCAGGUUGGGUGAUGAACAAACUCUACAGCAAUUCUCUCGCGAUGCCGACGAGAUGGAGAACUGGAUCGCGGAGAAGCUGCAGCUCGCCACUGAAGAGAGCUACAAGGACCCAGCGAACAUCCAAUCGAAGCACCAGAAGCACCAAGCGUUCGAAGCUGAGCUCGCAGCAAAUGCUGAACGUAUUCAGUCAGUGCUGGCGAUGGGCGGCAACCUCGUGCAGCGUGGACAGUGCAGCGGCAGCGAGGACGCAGUACAGGCUCGUCUCGCGUCGAUCGCGGACCAAUGGGAGUUCCUGACUCAAAAGACAACGGAGAAAUCUCUAAAGCUGAAAGAAGCCAACAAACAGCGUACUUACAUCGCUGCUGUGAAGGAUCUGGACUUCUGGCUCGGAGAGGUUGAAAGUCUGUUGACAUCCGAAGACUCCGGCAAGGACUUAGCGUCCGUCCAGAACUUGAUGAAGAAGCACCAACUCGUGGAAGCUGACAUCCAAGCUCAUGAAGACAGGAUUAACGACAUGAACGCGCAAGCGGACGCGCUGGUGUCGUCCGGGCAGUUCGACAGCGCGGGCAUCGGGUCGCGCAGGGCGGCGAUCAACGAGCGGUUCGAGCGCGUGCGCAGCCUGGCCGCGCACCGCCGCGCGCGCCUGCACGAGGCCAACACGCUGCACCAGUUCUUCCGCGACAUCGCCGACGAGGAGUCCUGGAUCAAGGAGAAGAAGCUGCUGGUCGCGUCCGACGACUACGGUCGUGAUUUGACCGGCGUCCAGAACUUGCUGAAGAAGCACAAGCGUUUGGAAGCUGAGCUGGCGAGCCACGAACCAGCUAUCCAAGCUGUUCAGGAAGCCGGCGAGAAGCUAAUGGAGGCUUCCUCCGCCGGUGGUGGUGCGAGCGAGAUAGAAGUGCGUCUCCGAGCCCUGGCUGCAGCGUGGGACGCUCUGCAGGCGCUCGCAGCAGACCGCGGCGCGAAGCUGCAGCAGUCGCUCGCCUACCAGCAGUUCCUGGCCAAGCUGGAUGAGGAGGAGGCGUGGAUCAGCGAAAAGCAACAACUGGUCGUGGUCGGUGAAUGCGGUGACAGCAUGGCCGCCGUCCAAGGCUUGCUCAAGAAGCACGAAGCGCUCGAAGCGGAACUCGCCGCGCGUGGGGAAAGAGUCAAAGAUCUCACCACCGAAGGGGAGAAACUGCUUGCAGCUGGCAACAUUCACGCGGACGCUCUAUCGCACAGACUACACGCGCUACAAGCCAAGCUGGACAAGCUAACGUCUCUAGCGGCGAGACGGAAGGCGGCCUUGGUCGAUAAUUCCGCGUAUCUGCAGUUGUUGUGGAAGGCGGAUGUUGUUGAGUCAUGGAUAGCGGAUAAAGAGACGCACGUGCGGUCUGAUGAGUUUGGACGUGAUCUGUCUACAGUGCAAACGCUGCUUACUAAACAGGACACGUUCGACGCCGGGCUGGCCGCGUUCGAGCACGAGGGCAUCCAGAACAUCACGGCGCUGAAGGAGCAGCUGGUGGGCGCGGGCCACGAGCAGAGCGCCUCCAUCGCCAAGCGCCACGCUGACGUCAUCGCGCGCUGGCAGCGCCUGCUCGCCGACUCGGCCGCGCGCAAGCAGCGCCUGCUGCAGCUGCAGGACCAGUUCCGCCAGAUCGAGGAGCUCUACCUGACCUUCGCCAAGAAGGCGUCAGCAUUCAACUCGUGGUUCGAGAACGCAGAAGAAGACCUCACGGACCCGGUGCGCUGCAACUCCAUCGAAGAGAUCCGCGCGCUCAGGGAUGCGCACGCGCAAUUCCAAGCGUCACUAUCAUCAGCGCAAAGCGACUUCGAAGCUCUAGCAGCUCUGGACGAACAGAUCAAGUCGUUCAACGUCGGCGCCAACCCGUACACCUGGUUCACUAUGGAAGCUUUAGAGGAGACUUGGAGGAAUCUGCGCAAGAUUAUCGCGGAGCGUGACGUAGAGCUAACCAAGGAGGCGCAGAGGCAAGAGGAGAACGACAAACUGCGCAAGGAGUUCGCGAAGCACGCGAACGCCUUCCACCAGUGGCUCACCGAGACACGGUACCGGCUGCUAGGCUGGGACGGUACUUCCAUGAUGGAAGGCACGGGCUCGCUGGAGCAGCAGCUGGCGGCGCUGCGCACGCGUGCUGGGGAAGUGCGCGCACGCAGACAGGACCUGCGCAGGCUUGAGGAGCUCGGCGCUGCGCUCGAGGAGCACCUGAUCCUGGACAACCGCUACACGGAGCACAGCACGGUGGGGCUCGCGCAGCAGUGGGACCAGCUCGACCAGCUGUCCAUGCGCAUGCAGCACAACCUCGAGCAGCAGAUACAGGCGCGCAACCACUCGGGCGUGAGCGAGGACGCGCUGAAGGAGUUCUCGAUGAUGUUCAAGCACUUCGACAAGGACCGGUCGGGUCGGCUCAACCAGCACGAGUUCAAGUCGUGCCUGCGAGCGCUCGGCUACGACCUGCCCAUGGUGGAGGAGGGGCAGCCCGACCCGGAGUUCGAGGCUAUACUUAACAUAGUGGACCCGAACCGCGACGGGCAGGUUUCCCUCCAAGAGUACAUGGCGUUCAUGAUCAGCAAGGAGACGGAGAACGUGCACUCGUCGGAGGAGAUUGAGAACGCGUUCCGAGCGAUCACUGCGCAUCAGGACCGCGCUUAUGUCACCAAGGAGGAGUUGUAUGCGAACUUGACGAAGGAGAUGGCGGACUACUGCGUGGCGCGCAUGAAGCCGUACGUGGAGCCCAAGUCGGAGCGCGCCAUUCCCAACGCGCUAGACUAUAUCGACUUCACUCGCACGCUCUUCCAGAACUAAAUAUAUUAAACCCAUUUAUCCACACAUAUAUUCGUCUUUUCAUUGCCACCCCCUCGCUAUAAGCUUUGCGCAAUAUCUUGUUUGAGCCGCGAUUAAGAUAUUUGCGGAUAAUUCGCCGUGAAGUUAGCUUCGUGUGUGAAGUUCGCGUGGCGUUUAGCUUGCAUUUCCAAUUCCAAUCAGACUUAUAUAAGAUACGGUCUUCAAUAUGAAGAUACAAUUAUACUGUUAGUAUACUUAGUGUUGGUGUGUAUUCCCUUCCUCUGAAUAGCAGAGGAAUCAGAAGCUGCCUUCGACGUUUUUCUUGCGUAUAUUCGUCUGAGUAUUUUCAUGGUGCAUUUACAAUAGCAAGCUAUAUAAUCGUAACUUAUAAAUUAUAUUAAAUAUUAUGGUAAUAUUGCCUUGGCUUUAGAUUCUAUUUAUUUUUUGUAUUCCAUUGACUAAUAAAUUUGUUUACCGUCA
This is a messenger RNA of Colias croceus (clouded yellow), 7923 nucleotides long. It is a transcript of the gene alpha-Spec, whose product is annotated as spectrin alpha chain. The transcript is spliced from 46 exons. Gene Ontology annotation, molecular function: calcium ion binding; actin filament binding. The coding region runs from base 133 to 7464 and encodes 2443 amino acids. The record is from RefSeq and is a predicted model, not a curated record. Gene Ontology annotation, biological process: actin cytoskeleton organization. Gene Ontology annotation, cellular component: cell junction; cell projection; cortical actin cytoskeleton. Lineage: Eukaryota; Metazoa; Arthropoda; Insecta; Lepidoptera; Pieridae.